Molecule: messenger RNA, 948 nt
Organism: Thelazia callipaeda (thelaziosis nematode)
Lineage: Eukaryota; Metazoa; Nematoda; Chromadorea; Rhabditida; Thelaziidae
Source: the annotation of a GenBank genome assembly
AUGAUAUUUUUCAAGUUGUCAAAAACAACAUUUCCAGUUCAAUUCGCUGUAACAAUAAUUGGCAAUAUACUAACAUUAUUUGUAUUACUCAGUGCUAAUAUGCGUAAUAGGGCAAAUCAUUUGCUGGCAGCACUGGCAUUAGCUGAUAUAGCUGUAUUCAUUUUCAUGCUACCUACCAGCUUAUCAGCAUUUCAAAUAUUUUAUGAAAGUUCAAAAUUUCGUAUUAUCUUCGCAAAUGCAAAACCACAUUUUGCCGCGUUUGCUAACUGGUUUUCAUGUGCUGCGAUUUGGUUUGCUUUGUACCCAAAAUGUUAUCCAAUUUUAUUUAAAAAUUUUUCACUUAAUAUUAUCAUUAUUAUUAAUGUUGUAGUAGAAUCAUUUAUAAUUACAUCAGUAAUAUUGCUAGUCACUUUCAUACUUACAAGUUAUCAUCAUUUUUCAUACCGCUGUGCUACAUUAUGGGUAUGCAAUAUGACUCAAGUAUACGUGAAAUGUUUAUCAAUAACGUGGAAUUGGACUGCAUUUGGUUUAGUACCAUACGAACAACCAUCAGACACAUUUGUUUCAUACAUCAAUACAAGUGCCAUCGCUAAUGCCCUUAUUGGUGUUAUAAUUCCUGUAUUUAUCGUUGCUUUUCUCAAUGUAUCAUUAAUUCGAUUACUACGAAUACGAACUCAACAAGCUGGAGCAGAAGAAUCAUUUGGUCCAUCAGCUUCUACUAACUUUCAUGAUCAAGAACGAAAAAUGACAGUAACCGUAGCAGCAAUUGUUUCAUGCUUUACCAUAAGCCAAUUACCAUCAGCAAUAUUAUUUCUAUAUGAAAAACUUGUCAGUGAUGCUAAAACAGAAACAUUUGCUAAAGUUUCUUGCAUAACUAAUUUUCUAGUAAUUACUGGAAAAAUGCUAAAUGUUGUGUUAUUUUGUUUGACGAGUGUCACGUUUAGGUAA